This is a messenger RNA of Lactuca sativa (garden lettuce), 1314 nucleotides long. The record is from RefSeq and is a predicted model, not a curated record. Lineage: Eukaryota; Viridiplantae; Streptophyta; Magnoliopsida; Asterales; Asteraceae.
GAAUAUUCCGUUGGAUCAUAUCAGUAUUUCAAAAAAGAAUACACUUUUGUUUUAACAUUAAACUUAACACGUGAAAAACAGAAGAAAGAUGACAAUAUCAUAUCCAUAAACAGAAAUAUAGACAAAUUUUCAACUUUCAAUUGCUUCGCUAUUUAUCGAAACUCUUGCAGAUGUUUACUGGGUUUAGGCUUCAAGAUGCAGAUUACAAAUGUAAUAACAAACUUUCAAUCAUUAACGAUUUUGCACAUAAUUUCAAUUUACCACUUCAAUGGCCGAUCAAACCAGACACAUCACCGGAAACCGAGGUCACUCCGGCGCCACUGUACACCCUUAUGUUUCCCGGCCUCCGAAUGCUGCACAGAAUCAACCCACAUUCAACUCUAAUCCAAACGCGUCAAGACUACGCGCCACUCUACACUGUUUCAUCAUCAUUCUCGUCGGCUUUAUCAUCACCAUCGUCAUCUUUUUCUUCUUUUCCUGGAUGUUGUGGCUCGAUCUUAACUCACGUCAUCCUCUGUUUCGUGUAGAAACAUUAACCCUAUCCAAUUUCAGUAUUUCGUCGAACUCACUGAUUUCCGGCAAGUUGGACGCCAAUUUCGUUGUUCGGAACCCUAGUCUGAGAAAUACUCUUUACUAUGAUAAAAUCGAAGCUGAUCUGUUUUACAAAUCAGAUUUAAUUUCAGUGGCUAUUUUGCUGCCUUUCAUGCAGGGAACCAAUAAUGAGACAGCGAUUAGGGCGACCUUUGCUUCUUUGACAGGGCAUGUCGAUGAUCGAGAUCGAGAUAGCAUCAUCAAUGGUGAGAAGAUGAUAAAGUUUAAAGUGGUGAUGAUAGUUAGGGUUAAGGCUAGUGCUUGGGGGGUUGGAAGGACGACCUUCAGUGUUUAUUGCUAUAAUUUACGAAUUGGGAUUUCUUCGAAAGGUAAUGGUGGAACUCUGGUUGGUGGUUCCAAGAAAUGCCCGGUGGUUGUCUAAGGCUCUAAGCGUGACUGUGACUUACUGAAUGGUUUUCAAGGAAAAUUCUGGUGUUCUUCAAUUUCUCAAUUGAAAUCUACUAUAUGGUGUUUAGGAUUUGCUUAUGUUUUUUCAAUUUAAAUGUAUAGUAGCAUAUAUUCUAAGGUUAGUAGCUUAUAAACUGGUUUAAAGAAAAGAAAAAAGAUUAGUUCUAACUAUUAUAAUUUUAGUUCAACUUAGUAUUGGAGCUUUAGUUUUAAUUUUGUAUUGUAAUUUUAGUUAAUUUUUGUAUUUUAUUACAUAAAAACUUUUAUGGUUUCAUUGGGUUGUAUGUUUAGUUGUAUUCUAAACGAACCCAUUUA